AUGUCAGAUGUCAUCAAAAGCUGGUGUAAGGUGACUCAGCUGGUCGCGCUGGCCGCGAUCGCCAGUGAGCAUCCGCCAAAGCAGCUCCUGGAGGAGUAUCUGCAGGCUAUGGCCUCGCUGCAGGAGGAGCAACUUGCGAAGACGAAGGAGUUCUUGCAGACCUUGCAGGCACGUGGAGCGGUCCAGGUCUGGAACCGACAGCACCAUGAACAGGCCGAGAAGACGGAGGCGGCAGAGGAACGCAGCCCUCCGACCACUACCAGGAAGCAGCUUCCAGACAUUUCAUUGGAAUUGGCCGCCCGGAACGGCGACGUUGCGGCGCUCGCAGCGUGGCGUCAGGCCGGCGCCGACUUGAGUGCCGAACUGGACUCUGACUCUGGCUUGCGUGGAUGGACGCCGGCGCACUAUGCCGCUCGCGAGGGCCACGCGGCGGCGCUGAAGUUCCUCCAGGAGGCCGGACACUGCAGGGCUGCUGCAGCUUCCUAA
Molecule: messenger RNA, 486 nt
Organism: Symbiodinium natans
Lineage: Eukaryota; Dinophyceae; Suessiales; Symbiodiniaceae
Source: the annotation of a GenBank genome assembly